Leptopilina heterotoma is the source of this 1245-nucleotide messenger RNA. RefSeq lists its product as uncharacterized. The transcript has 3 exons. Bases 258 to 980 code for a protein of 240 amino acids. The record is from RefSeq and is a predicted model, not a curated record. NCBI's taxonomy places the organism in Eukaryota, Metazoa, Arthropoda, Insecta, Hymenoptera, Figitidae.
GAGGAUUCAGGUAAAAAAUAUUGAAACGAUCAUCAGAAACUUGUCUUAAAAUGAAAAGGGUCUAAAGCUUAAGAGAUUAGGAGAGAAAUUCCUGCGGAAAAUUAUUGUCAUGCAAAAAAAUGAAGAAAAUAUUUUUCUCAAAUUUUUCUCAGGUAGUUAAAAAAAAUUCUGAAGCUUCAGUUCUAGUUUCGCCGUCGACCUGAUCAAGUCAAUUUGGAAAAUCUGAGACUAUCCUCAACAGAAAAAACAUUUUCACAAUGAAGUGCCACCUUUUUGUGAGUUUGAUUCUCGUUAGUAGUGUUCUUGGUGGCAAAAUAACGCGUCAAAUAGCAAAUGACAAUACACAAAUUGCACAGAAUUAUGAACAAUUUCCAAAUAAUGGAAUUCCAUCGGAAAAUAAUGCGAGGAUAUUUAGUCAAGAGGAUCUAACGUUUCCGGCUCGAUAUUUCUAUCCAACAUAUCCUGAAUAUUCAGAGUAUAGAUAUGCUCCCAGUGGAUAUAAUGGAGCUGUGAUAAAAUUACCAAUCCCAACGGAACAACCAAUUUCAAGUUGGACAACUGCUUUGGCAAAAUUAAUUCCAAUUUCGAGUUUUGCAUUAUUGUAUAGUGCAAAAGCGGGAAUUCUCCUCUCCAGUGUAUUGUUAAUUUUAAUAUUGGGCCUUGUUUUCACAACGACAAUUUGUACAUUCACACCACUUUGUACAAUUUCCUUUCCUGCUCUCGCACUCACCAGAAAUCAAAUAAAAGAACAGGUUGCAGAAUUAGCGAAAAAUUACAUAACGCCAGAAUCUCUGAACGCGGCAACGAUUCUUGUUCAGGAGGCUGUUGAAAAGUACACGAGAAUCCAAUCAGAAGAAGACAAAAAGGAGACGUCAACAUUUGAAACACUAUCGACCGUUGAAUCAACAGCUUCUUCCAUUCAAAUACAAAGUUCAACGAAUGAAACAACAUCCACAACUGAAUCUACAGUACUAGUUUAAAUUUAAUUCUUUUCUACUUUACUUGAAGUCUACAGUAUUAGUUUAAUUUUAAUUAGUUUCUUCUUCAAUUUGUUUGUAUAGUUAGUGUAAAAUUUUAACUAAAUAAAGCGUUUUUUAUAGUAAAGAAAAAAAUCAAACUGAUUAUUUGAUAGAAAAAUAUAUUCAAUUUAUUUUCAAUAAUCUUUUGAGAUUUCCUCUCUUGACAUGCAAAAUAAUUCAGUAAAAAAUGUUCAGUAUACGAUCUUCCUCGAUAAUCUUCUCAUGU